Eimeria acervulina is the source of this 4872-nucleotide messenger RNA. RefSeq lists its product as hypothetical. The record is from RefSeq and is a predicted model, not a curated record. The transcript has 7 exons. The coding region runs from base 1 to 4872 and encodes 1623 amino acids. Lineage: Eukaryota; Apicomplexa; Conoidasida; Eucoccidiorida; Eimeriidae.
AUGACGCGGCAGAAGACACAGCCACCUUCUGCUGCUGCUCCCGAGCAGCAGCAGCAAAAGCAGCAGCAGCGUACACCCCAAAAGCCGGUUGUGGAGGAUGCGGCGACUACUGUCUUGCUGCAGCAGCAACAGCAGCAGGAACAGCUGUUGCUACAGCCAGGAGCGUUCGACUCUGCAGAGGCUCUGUGGCCCUCCCCGCAGCAGCAGCACCACCAACAGCAUCUGCAACAAGGACAGCAGCAGCAGCAUCUGCUGCUGCUGCAGUUGCGGAGACGCCGCAGCAACUGUCUCUCCAGAUCAGCUGAGACUUCAGCAGCAAGGAGAGCAGCAUCGGCAGCAACUUACAGGAGGAGACUGAUGCUGCCGUCUCUUCCACUCUGCACUGCAGCAGCAGCAGAGGGCCCCCCACAAGGAGGUUCGCUGCUGCGGCAAGCAUCCGCCAGCAACAGUAUGAGCAGCAGCAGCAGCAGCAGCAGCACCAAAGGCAGCAUCAACCACAGAAGCCGAAGCAGCAGCAAGGCCAACAUACAUAGAACCAGGAUGGAUACUAAGGGGACAAGCACUGCGCCUGCAUCAAUAGCUCCUGCCGCAGCACCAGCAGCAGCAGCAGCAGCAGCACAGGCUUCCGGCUCUGUUGCGUUUAGCAGCCAUUGUGGAGAGUUGGAGGACUUCGUGGGGCCGGACGAUCAACCGAAGCAGCAAGUGAAGCUGCAGCAGCAAGAGAAGCAGGAGCUGCUGCAGCGCAGAUUGACUUCGCUGGGUAAGCCCCUGCCGGUCUCCUCCCAGGUGUCUAUUCAGAGGCGUUUGCUGCAGCGCCUACAGACAAUUGAGCAGCAGCAGCAACAGCAGCAGCUACUGCUGCACCGAAGACGAGCCCGGAGUGUCUCCUCUGCAGCGUCGUUCAGAAGGGGAGGUAGGCGGGAGCGGCUGCUGUUGUUUGGUAUGCCUUCUUUUGCUGCAGCAGCGCAGCAGCAGCAGCAGCGGAGGAAGCAGCGACAGAGGCAGCAGCAGCAGGGGCCGCAACGACCGCUGUCUUUCACCGAGGAGCUGCUGCUGCGAAGGCGGCUGUGGGAAGCAACCAAUGGUGCUGCAGCAGCAGCGCAGCUUGGGGAGAGAGGUGGGCCUCUGCAGCAGCAGCAACAGCAACAGCAGCAGCAGCAGCACAAGGGCAACCAAGAUGUGUUCAAGCCUCAGCAGCUAAGGCAAGCCAUCGAGGCAUCUGCUGCGCACUCUCCCCAGACGAGGAAGCAGCUGUUGCUGCUGCGGCAGCUGCAGCAGCACAAGGCCAAACUGGAGCUGCUGAGGAGACAGCAGCAAGCUAACCGCUGGAGGCGGGCUCUGAAGAGGUUGCGGCGGCUGCGUCGCUGCAGCUGCGGCAGCAGCAGUUGCUGCUGCGGCAGCAACGAGCUGCUAGGAAAGAGGCCACCCAAGUGUCUCCUGAGAGACACACCUGUGGGGCCCCACAUCCCUAUAGAGGGAGAAAUUUGGCUGUGGCGGCUGCACUGGGAGCUGCUGCAGGAGAUUCGGCAGCUGCAGCAGCAGCGGCAGCAGCAGCAGAUCUGCCGCAGUAGCAGCCGCAGCGGUAUCUCCGUUGGAAACCUGCUGCUGCUGCUGAAGCACCGCAAGAUACGUAAGCACGGACAGCAACAGCGGCUGCUGCUGCAGCUGCUGUUGCGGCGGAAGCGUAGGCUGGGCCUUCGAGCAGCGCGAAGGCAGCAGACGACUUGGGGGCGCAGCAGGGAAGGAGGUGUCUGUACACCUGAGAAGGAGAGAGAGAGGACCCCGUUCAAUUCUGCUGCUUUGUGGAGGGGGCAGAUGACUGAGGCGUUUGAUCUCUUUUCCGACACGGGCAGCAGUUCAGGAGAAGACAGAGGGAGAAAGAGCCAGCAGCAGCAGCAGCAGCAGCAGCAGCAGCAGCAGCAGCAGCACUGGAAGCGGUACCUGAGAAAAUACCACUCCAGCGCCGCUGUUACGUCUACUGCAUCAGAGCCAACUGCAGCAGCAGCAGCAGCAGGAACAGCAUCUGCAGCAGAAGCAGCAGCGCCAGCCGCAUCAGCAGAUGGGAAGGGGCGCAUGCAUCUUGGCAGCAGCUUGAGGCGGGUCUGCAGCGAGUUGCUGCUGCAGUCGAGGGGACAGCCUGGCUCCUCUGAGGCCAGCAGAUACGCAGGAGGAGCGGCAGGAGACACUUUACCGUUUGCUGCUGCUAAGGCAGACCCUCAGCAUCGCAAGCCGCUGCUAAAAAAGUUCUCCUUCCGUAGCGGCAAAUACCCACACAAGCAGCAGCAGCAGCAGCAGAUGCUGAAGCAGCUGCUGCUAGAGGAGCGACACCUCGCCUUGCAGAGUCCCGGCUCUGUCUCUGACGGGGCCCUGCUCUCUUGGAGGGCUGCUCAGCUAUCUCAGGAGAUUCUUGCUAGACAGCAGCAGCAGCAACAACAACAGCAGCAGCAGCAACAACAACAGGAGCAGCGCGAGCGACAAGAACAGGAAGGAAAGAAGGGCUCUGAGCACGAAGUGCCACGGGGAAGCAGAGACAAAUGCGUACUGUCUCUGGGCAGCAGCAGCAGCAGCAGUACGUUUGCAGGCAGCAGCAGCAACAGCAGCAGCAGCACGUCUGCCGGCGGCAGCAGCAACAGCAACAGCAACAGCAGCACGUCCGCAGGCAGCAGCAGCAACAGCAACAGCAGCACGUUUGCUGGCAGCAGCAGCACAGAAACCUGUCUGCCUGAGAGGCAUGACAGCCGCUGCGGCAGCUGCAGCAGCAGCAGCAGCUGCUGCUGCACGAGCAGCAACAACAAUCCAGACUCCUGGGUUCCCCCUAAGACCCGGCUCUUCGAUACGCAGCGCUCACUGUCUGCUUGCCGGUCUUUUCUCAGGCUAAGCAGCAGCAUCUUCAGGAGGGUGAAGUCCCCCAGUUUAAACGAGAGCAGCAGCAGCAGCAGGAGCAGCACUAGCAGCAGCAGCAGCACCAGCAGCAGCAACAGCCACAGCACAUGUGCCUCUUACGUAGGCAGCUUGGAGAAUGCCAGUGGGAUGAGCGUGCAUUUGGGCUUAUUGCAAAGAAGGCGAGGCGCAUGCAGCAGCAGCAACGGCAGCAGCAGCGGCAACCGCAGCAGCAGCAACAACAACCGCAGCGUGGAGGGCAGCGCCUCUGCAGGUACAGCAGGUAGUCGCUUCUCCUUCAGAGAUGUGCAGCUGCUACCCAGGAGAUGGUCUCGGAGACUGCGGUUUUGGGGCAAGCAAGACACACACCAAGCAGCAGCACCAGCUGAAGCAGAUGCACAAGCUGCAGCAGCUGCAGCAGCUACACCAGCUUCGGCAGCGGCAGGAGAUACAGAGCAGCAGCAGGUUCCUGACGACCAUGGUGCCCCUUAUGACUGCUGCAGGGGCCCGGAGCACCCGGUGGUAGGGCUGCAGCAGCAAGGGACUGGUGACAGCAGCACAUUGACGGGGGAAGUGCAGGAGCAGCAGCAGCAAUUGGUGCUUUCGAUGCGGGCGUAUGAUGAUGAACAAGCGCAGGAGCAGCAGCAACAACAGCAACAACAGCAACAACAGCAACAGCAGCAACAACAGCCGCAACAGCAGCAGAACGAUGUAGUAGAAGAAGCCAACUUGGGGGAGGCAGCCACGAAUCUGCUGCAGCAAGCCUUUGAGCUGCACCGUGUAGGGGAGCAGCGCCGCAGUGUCUCCUUGCUGCAACAGACAGAAGGGGAGUCUGAUUACCUUAGGCUGCUGAAUUUGCAGGAGACAGUUAUCGGAGAGUUUGUUCGUCUAGAGCAGCAGCAACAGAGGCAACAACAGGAGGAGCAGCAAACCAUGGAGGUAUACUCAAAGCAAAGCAGCAGCAGCAGCAGCAGCAUCAUGCGUCUUUUCUCGGGGCGUUCGCUCGUACGAAGGGGCAGCAGCAAGCAGCAGCUGGAGACAGCUGCAGCAAAUGCAGCGGCGGGCCCUUCUUUGAGCCUUGCUCCUCUCCGCAGCAGCAGCAGCAACUGCAGCAGCAGCAACAACUGCAGCAGCACUAACAACAACUGCAGCAGCAGCAACAGCUGCAGAAGGGCCGCUACGGCAGCCUUCUACCGAGGCCCACUAGCGGAGGUGGUGUUAAUAGGAGACACCCUCGCAGCCAGCCGAAGGGCCCACGCGGUGUCUCAGCAGCUCGUGAAUCUGAUGGACUGCAAAGGAGUCCCCUAUCUCUUUAUUGACACCAACACCCUUCAAGCAGCAGGUCAGGAGUUUGCUUUAGGGCUGCACGACGCGCUGCUGUUGCAGCGUCUCUGCAAGCAGCAGGUGCUGCUCCCCGCACGAGACCCCCAAGGGAUGCAGUCCAAGCGGGAGGCCCCGCAGGGACCCCAGAGACACCCCACGCGACUGGCGAGAGGCUUAAGGAGAAGCAGCAAAGAGGCUUCAGUUGAUGCAGCAGCAGAUGCUGCUGCUGCUGAAGCUGCUGCUGAGGGGACGGUGCUCCCCCAACUUUUGGUUGAUGGGGUGUCCCUAGGGACAGCUGAUCGGGUGAGAGAGCUGGAGGAGGAGGGCAUGCUGGACAGUAUUCUUCUCCGUCUUCGGUGCCCGAGCUGUCUCUGUAUCCGGCCUAGCAGUGUCCUGAGCAGCAGCAGCAGCAGCAGCAGCAACAGCAACAGCAGCAGCAACAUGCGGUGUCUUCAGUGUGCGGUACUGCUGAGGCCCGUCGUGCUUGGCAGCGUGCGCCCCGCUGUCAGGCUGCGGUGGAUGUACAGCAGGUUAGGCAAGGGAGCAGCAGCAGCGGGAACAACAACAGCAGCAGUAGCAGCAAGCGAAGCAGAAGCAGCUACAGCAGAGGCGAAUGGACCAGCAGCAGCAACAGCAGCAGUGGGGGACACCCCGAUAAAGGGAUCAUGA